Messenger RNA from Hyaloperonospora brassicae, 2280 nucleotides. The record is from the annotation of a GenBank genome assembly. NCBI's taxonomy places the organism in Eukaryota, Oomycota, Peronosporomycetes, Peronosporales, Peronosporaceae.
AUGUGGCGCCGCUUGCUGCUCUCUCCUGCGCGUCGCGCGCUCUCGACGCGGGGCGCAGUGCGCGCAACUGCAGUUUCAAGCUCCAUCUCCGUCUCUCCCGCCCCUGUCAGUGACCGUCACCAUCACUGUCACCCGCACCCGCGUCCGUCCCAACAGCAGUACCGACAUCGCUGUCACUUCCGUUAUGACUCGAGCUCUUCGUGGCUUGUGGCGCUUGCUGCAGGUACAAUUGGCCUAUCGAUGACGGCGUAUCUUUCAUACGACCACUCGUCGGCUGACUGCUGUGGUAUCGUCGGCGUCGUGAGCAAGACACAGAGCGCAUCGGAGUUUCUGUUGGAAGGACUGACGAUUCUCCAGAACCGUGGCUACGACUCGGCGGGCAUGACCACGCAGUCAAACACUGCUACUACUAGUAGCACUAGUAGGGCGAGUACAAGCACGGACGGCGAGACUACUGAUGAAGAAGGAGAUGAAGUGGCUGCAGCCAAGAGGGAGGGAGCAGCACCUUUGGUUACGACGAAAUUUGCUUCGGUAGUUGGCACAGCCGACUCGAUUCAUUUGUUGCGCGAGACCAAAGGCAAGCACGAGGGUAAUACGGCCGGUAUUGCACACACGCGCUGGGCGACGCACGGUGCCAAGACGGACUGCAAUUCGCACCCGCACAUGGACAUGCAUGGACGCGUAGCUCUCGUGCACAAUGGCACGUUUACAAACUAUUACGAAGUGAAACAGGAGCUACUGGACGAAGGCGUUGCCUUUUCGUCGCAGACGGACACGGAAGUGGCGGCGCAGCUCAUUGGACACCUGAUGGGUGAGGGAGCGGAUUUGCUCACGGCAGUGCGGCUGGCGCUCAAGAAACUAGAAGGCACGUGGGGACUUUGUGUCAUGGCACGGGACGAACCGGGCAAGAUUGUCAUUGCACGCAAUGGAUCGCCCUUGUGCAUCGGAUACGGAUCGAACGAGAUGUUCGUGGCGUCUGAGACCACAGCUUUUAGUCGCUAUGCCAAGCGAUUUGUCUCGCUGAAGGAUGGCGAAGUAGCAGUGAUCAAAAGCGACUCGGCAGAGUUGAACCCGAACGACGAUGGCAAAGAAGAAGGGUUCUUGCAGCGUUUCCCGACUAGCCGAUUGGCCGUGGCGCCAGAUGUUAAGGUGCGACUCUCGCCGGCACCAUAUCCACACUGGACGUUGCGUGAGAUUAUGGAGCAACCAAAAGCGGUGGCGGCAUCAUUGGGAUACGGUGGCCGCGUGUCGGAUGACCACGUCUAUCUUGGUGGGUUAGAGGCGGAGAAAGAACGAAUGCUUCAUAUCAAGCAUCUCCUGAUUGCUGCGUGUGGCACCUCACUCUAUGCAAGCAAGUACGGCGCGAAGCUGAUGCGAUCACUCAAUGCGUUCGAGAGUGUGGCCACAGAGGAUGCAUCGGAAUGCACUAGUGAUCGAUUUCCGAAAAAGGAUGGCGGUUUGCUUGUUUUGUCCCAAUCUGGCGAGACGAAGGAUGUCCACCGUGCUUUGAAGACUGCUGAAGAGCUGCAAUCUGAAGUGCCAACAUUCUCGGUCGUAAACACUGUGGGAUCACUCAUCGCGCGCACAACAAAAUGCGGCGUGUACCUGAACGCUGGUCGCGAGAAUGCUGUUGCUAGCACCAAAGCGUUUGUUACUCAGGUCACGGUCGUGGGACUCAUUGCGUCGUGGUUUGCGCAGAAUCGCCCUGACGGUAACCGUGCCAAGAUGGCGGAGCUGAUCCAGAGCCUGCACCGCCUUCCAAUCGCAAUUGGCAUGGCGUUGCGCUCGCGGGACCAGUGCGCAAAGAUUGCUGACAAGUUGGUGUCCGCUGAGCACCUUUUUGUGCUUGGUCGAGGAUACGGCGAGCCUAUCGCCUACGAAGGUGCGCUGAAGAUCAAGGAGAUCACGUACUUGCACGCUGAGGGCUACCCUGGCGGCGCACUGAAGCACGGUCCCUUUGCGCUCAUUGAAGGGGAAGAUGGUGGUAAGUUUGGUGCCACGCCGAUCAUUUUGAUCGUGCUGGAUGACGAGCACGCCUCGUUCAUGAAGACCGCCGCUGAGUCCGUGCGUGCCCGUGGUGCGCACACCAUUGUCAUUACGGACAACCCGGCGAUGUGCAAGAACAUUGCUGACGAGGUGAUUCCGAUCUCGACGAAUGGCCCCAUGACCGCUCUACUCGCGACCAUUCCGCUGCAGCUGAUUGCGUACGAGCUUGCUCUGCGCAAGGGUAUCAACCCCGAUUUGCCGCGUAACCUGGCCAAGGCGGUCACCGUGGAUUAG